CCGUCCUUAGCCCCGCCCAGUUACUUCCGACUCCACCCCCCAGCCCCGCCCAUGCCACGCCUCCAUCCGGGAGAGGCCGUGUCACGAGUGGGGGCGGGGCAGUGAUCGCACAGCCAUGGCAGUGUUGGGGUACUGGGACAUCCGCGGGCUCGCCCACGCCAUCCGCCUGCUCCUGGAGUACACAGAGACACCCUAUGAGGACAAGCUCUACAGCUGUGGGGAAGCUCCCGACUAUGAUAAGAGCCAAUGGAUCAACGAGAAGGAGAAGCUGGGGCUGGACUUUCCCAACCUGCCCUACUUCAUCGAUGGCCCCACCAAACUGACCCAGAGCAACGCCAUCCUGCGCUACAUCGCCCGCAAGCACAACAUGUGUGGUGAGACAGAGGAGGAGACCCUGCGUGUGGACAUGCUGGAGAACCAGAUCAUGGAUUUCCGCAUGAGCCUUGUCAUGGUCUGCUACAACCCUGACUUUGAGAAGCUCAAGCCGGGCUACCUGGAGCAGCUCCCAGGGAAGCUGAAGCUCUUCUCCAACUUCUUGGGGGACAGAAAGUGGUUUGCAGGGGAGAAGCUGACCUUCGUGGACUUCCUCAUGUUCGACGUGCUGGAUCAGAACCGCAUCUUUGAGCCCAAGUGCCUGGAGCCCUUCAAGAACCUCAAGGACUUCAUGGAGCGCUUUGGGGCUCUGGAGAAGGUGGCUGCUUACUUGAAGUCCAGCCGUUUCCAGAAGAUGCCCAUCAACAACAAGAUGGCCAAGUGGGGCAACAAGAAGGUGUAGGAGCUCAGCAUGGGGCUCAGAGGGUGGGGGGAGUCCUAACCCAGCCCCUCCAGCACUCUCUGUCUUUGGGGGGGACAACACCACUGGCAUGAUGCCUCCCAAGACAAUAAAGUGCUUUUUAGAUAUGGCA
Molecule: messenger RNA, 905 nt
Organism: Serinus canaria (Common canary)
Lineage: Eukaryota; Metazoa; Chordata; Aves; Passeriformes; Fringillidae
Product: glutathione S-transferase Mu 3-like
Exons: 8
Coding region: 116-775 (219 amino acids)
Biological process (GO): glutathione metabolic process
Molecular function (GO): glutathione transferase activity
Source: RefSeq, a predicted model, not a curated record